GUGGCCUUUCGGGACCCCCCCUGGUCCCUUCAGAGGCUUCUGCCCAGUGAAUGCAGGGUGGGGAUUUUUUAGUCAGUGCUUUUCCUUUGGGCCAAGCUUCCCCAGGAAGAGACAGGACUCUGAGUCAUCUCAGCCCAAGUGGUAAAAAAUUCCGAAGCAAACCCCAGCUGGCAAGGUACCUGGGGAGCUCCAUGGACCUGGGCACGUUUGACUUCCGUACAGGAAAAAUGCUGAUGAAUAAAAUGAACAAGAACAGGCAGAGGAUGCGCUACGACUGCUCCAACCAAGCCAAAGGCAAGCCUGAUUUGAACACAGCACUGCCUGUCAGACAGACAGCCUCCAUCUUCAAACAGCCUGUCACAAAGAUCACAAAUCACCCCAGCAAUAAGGUAAAGAGUGAUCCUCAGAAAGCUGUGGACCAACCCCGACAGCUCUUCUGGGAGAAGAAAUUAAGUGGACUGAAUGCUUUUGACAUUGCAGAGGAGCUGGUGAAAACAAUGGACCUUCCAAAAGGUUUACAAGGGGUUGGACCUGGUUGCACUGAUGAAACCCUUCUCUCUGCCAUAGCCAGUGCGCUGCACACCAGCACGAUGCCCAUCACUGGGCAGCUCUCUGCAGCUGUGGAGAAGAAUCCUGGAGUCUGGCUAAACACCUCCCAGCCACUUUGCAAAGCAUUUAUGGUGACAGAUGAAGACAUUAGGAAGCAAGAGGAGCUGGUGCAGCAGGUCCGGAAGAGGUUGGAGGAAGCCCUGAUGGCUGACAUGCUGGCCCAUGUGGAGGAAAUAGCACGAGAUGGGGAAGCUCCUUCAGAGAAAGAAGGAGGUGAGGAAGAAGGUGAAGAGGAGGAGGAAGAGGAGGAGCAGGACAAUGUGGAAGAGAUGGAGAACGUAUAGUCCAGGGAGUUCCAUCUAAGAAUUCCCAGUAUAAAUCCUAUCAGCAGGGUCAGCACAACCAUUUACAAAGCCAAGAGUGUCUGCAGAGUGAAUUGCACCACCAGACCACCCCUACCUACAAACGUUUUGAUGUGUACACUUUGGGAAACGUGGAGAAGCUGAUGGUUCAUUAAUUGCUGGGUAGUUUUGAAGAUGGAACUUGAUUAAACUCUACUUCCCCUCUUUUUUUUUUUUUUUUUUUAAGGGGUAGGGUAACUGGGAAUGCAAAAGGAAUAUAAAAUGGUGGGAGGGAGAAUACUAGGAACCAAAUUCCCUGUCCUUUUUUGUUGUUUGUGGGUCAGUGAUAGGUGAUACAUUUCUAAGCUUUUCUAUCAAAGUAGAUUUAACAGUGACCCAUAGAAACAAUUUUCUCUCUAAUGCAAGUGAGGGAGAUGCUGUUUCACUCCUUGGCUGCUCUGCUGUAGGCUGCCUGUUUGUACCAGAGUGUAGGGAGGUCAUUUUACCUUGGGGAUUGUCAUUCCAUGUGUCAGUUCAAGUCACUGAAUUUCCUUUUCCUCGCAGGACCACAUUGGUCUUGGAAAUGUAGUCUCAGAGGUGAACUACCAAUGCCUCUUCCACCUGAGGUUUUGAUUAGGAGGGGAAGUUACACUUGAGAAAUUGGUCUUACAUCAGUGGCAAUUGAUCUUAUGCAUCUGAGCAUAGCCAAAUAGAGUUCUGGAGAUAAAUAUACCCACUCUAUGGUAUGAUUUGCUUUGGUCUAAGUCUGGUCAGAAGGACCUUCUCCAUUCUGAAUGGAAGGAUGACUCCUUUCUGACUGACAGUGAGGAAAACCUCCUCCUUUCUCUUCUGGUGCCAAGAACCCUGACCUCUGUUUCUAUGUGUGGAGGGAAGGGGACCCAUUCCAAUAGGUGUGUCUAUACAUCUGCUUUCAUGUGCAGUAAUAUUCUGACCUCUUUUAAAACAAGAAACGAAAAAAGGUUGAUUUUUCUAUAAUUGAUAAACGAAUUUAAAGCUUUUUAUUAAGUAGUAAAUCUUUCUUAAUUGCAUGUGCAGUGAAGUGACCAGCAUUUUGUGUCCAUAAAAAAUGAAAUUAUGUGAAACCUGCCUUAAUGUGUUUAUAAGUAUCUGGCUUCACACAUGGGUAUCUUGAUUGAUUCCUCAGUCUCUUCUAGUACAUCUUUGAGCAUAUUGGGGUCACUUGUGGCUAAAAAUGGAUUUAUCUGGGGAAGGAGGACAGGGAGAGGGGAGGAAGGUAACAGUUUAUAGCUUGAAUAUUGUGUUGACUAGGUUGCAAAAGUUAUGGUAGUCUUAGGGUAUCCAUUGCAUACAGUGCAAAGUGGUGGAUGAAAUACUGUGCCACCAACCAACUGUGCAAGUUGUUGGUAUCCCAAAACUUGGGGAAGAAAGUAGCUCCCAGAGCCUUUAUCAUAUAAGAAUGAUCAGCAGUGACAGCAAGGGAGCAGGGGAGCUGCCUGGAAAGUUAAUAGCCUUUGGGAGUAGUUCAGCUUAGUGACCUGGAUAGGUUUAAGCUCCUUGAAAAAUAUCCCAUGCCAAAGUGAUUGAUACUACAUUAACUCUUCUCAUAAAGAUUUUGAAAAUACAAAAUUCUUUCAUAUUGCUCAUUUGGAGUACUGCAAGAAGACUGGAUUGUACUUUGCUGCUGCUCUAUCAGGUAUUUCUUUGAGGAGCCUGACCUGGUAGUGCAGCAAUGAAAGUUAUUUUCCUUUUUGAACGGUCUGUUACAGUUAUUAUUUUGUAAAUCUGUCCUCUUGUAACUCACUGUUGAAUUAAAUGUUUCUUACAAAGU
Calypte anna (Anna's hummingbird) is the source of this 2700-nucleotide messenger RNA. It is a transcript of the gene MBD3, whose product is annotated as methyl-CpG binding domain protein 3. The transcript is spliced from 8 exons. The record is from RefSeq and is a predicted model, not a curated record. Lineage: Eukaryota; Metazoa; Chordata; Aves; Apodiformes; Trochilidae. Bases 51 to 893 code for a protein of 280 amino acids. Gene Ontology annotation, molecular function: DNA binding.